AUAGACCUUCUUUCCAACACGACUGAUAGAAUUUCGUAGUUCAAUAUUUUGCGGUGUUGUCGGCGCCAAAAUGUGCGGAGGGUUCAGCUGCUCAAAGAACGCCCUUGCGGCGUUAAACAUUCUGUAUAUAUUAGUCUCAUUCAUCCUGAUAGGCGUGGCAGCCUAUGCCAAGGCUAUGGCGGUGGUCACCAGCCUGGCUCUGGUGGGGGGGAUCAUCGCCUGCGGAGUGUUCUUACUACUGAUAGCCAUCAUAGGACUCAUUGGAGCUAUCAAGCACCACCAGGUGCUGCUGUUCUUUUACAUGUUGAUUCUUUUCCUGUUGUUCCUAGUCCAGUUUGCAAUUUCAUGCGCGUGCUUGGCCGUCAAUGAGUCACAGCAGCAGCAGAUUGCACAGGCAGCGUGGAAGAUAGCAGAGGAUGACCUGAAAAUGAAAAUCCAGGAAUUAUUUGAAUGCUGUGGCUUUGAUACAUCCUCCCAGGCUCUGCCGGCUAAUGACUCCAUGUCUCAUCCAGACUGUUUGAAGAUAAAAGGUUGCGUGAGUUCAGGUGCGAGUGAGUUCUGCUGUAAUCUGGUGAAUGGGUCCAAGGACUCCUGCCCAGUAGAACCCUGCUUCAACAACUUACGCAAUGACAUCCAGACUGCCUUUAAAAUAUCAGGAGGCAUCGGACUGUUCUUCAGUUUUACAGAGAUCGUAGGAGUUUGGUUAGCCAUCAGAUUUAGGAACCAGAAAGACCCAAGAGCCAAUCCCAAUGCCUUUUUAUAGCAGUAAAUGAAUGAUAGGACAUUAGCGUACUCAGUUUGCCAGUUGAAAACACAUGUAGGCCAUUCAGAACAGUUCUUAGGAUCAUCAUAUCUACAGAUCAAAUAUGGCAGACCCUACAUGAAAGAAGAGCUGACUAAUCCGCUGACGGUCUCCCCGCCUCCACACGCGCCAUCUUUGCAGGGGUCUAUACUAGCAAAGAAACCUUGGAUACGUGAUUUAAUCCAUUUAAUGGCCCGUGUGGAGGCAGGGUGACCAUCAGUGGAUUGGUUGGCUCUUCUUUAGUGUAGGGUUUGCCAUAUUUGAACAGUGGAUCUGUAGAGCUUUGGUACUUUGGUUCUGAAUGGCUACUUGGAGUAAGAGGAGGUUUGCAGAGAACGUUCUGACGGAUACCCACAUCAGUGUCUGGAGUGAAAGACAUUUGUAUUUCAAUAUAGCUAGCUAGUAUUUAUGGAAACUUUGAAAAUAGGUAUUGUGUUUGAAGUCGUUCAGGCAUUUGAUGUACUUCAUGUUGUUGUUGAUGUUUAUUAUGGUUAUUGUAUUUUUAAAUAAAUAGCAAGUAACUUGGGAUAUGUGAUGUAGUUAUUGUUUGCAUUUUGGAGGUAUCUUUAUUUUACAUUGCAGAAACUAAGUUGUUUCCUGGGGCUUGUUUCUCAAAAAGACUAUGCUUAGUUUUGGUGCCAAAAAAUUAGCCCAUAAGUUCAUAGCUCACUAAUAAAAUUAAACAGAAUAAUUUAAAAGGCCACACGAAGCAUCUUCUCAUUUUAAGAUGAAUAAAAUAAGCUCUUUAAGAAAAUUGUGAUUGUCAUAAUUAAGAUUUUUACUCAAAGUGGUGUGGCAGAUACAUUUUUUGUGGGCCAAACAUUCUUAUAAGCUCUAAGACCAAUAUCUUUUUAUAGACGGCUAUCCAAUUUUAGCAGUCUCUUUGUGAAACAGCCCCUUGAUGUGUUAGCUGUUCUUUGACUGUUGCUUGUGAACAUGAUAUUUCCAACAUACACAUUUUAGCCAACAUUUGCUUGCUCCUGAAGGACAGUUUCACAAAAAAAGAAAACUUAGGCCUGAAAUGUGAUCUUAGACUAGUCUCUAAGACCAAAAAUUUCAUCACUUUGUCCCAAGAUAAAUAAUGUAGUCCAAAUAUGUAAAACAUUGCACCUGUUUUACAACAUGUAAAUUUUGAAUAACAGACCAAUACUUUCUGCAGUGGACUGAAUUUAUCUUGUAGUGAAGAGAACCCAAGUUUUUGGUCUUUUGGCCUAAAAUGUUCUUUUGUGAAACCGAGUCAGACUUGAUUCCGCCUGCAGUACUACCCCAGUGUUGUUAGUGAAAUAACUGGAAAUAUAUAUAUGUAACUUACAAUUAUAAAGAAUGUUUUGCUCAUAUUCUUUUUUGAUGUGCGUACAGUAAAUGAUGCACAACUCCUUUGAAAUUCAGGUAAAAUCUUUACCUUAAUAGCUUUAUUUCUCAUUCAAGAUUGCUAUACGUACACGCUUUAAAAACUUUUUUUUAAUGUGUAAUUAUUCAAGAUACUGACAGUGGCUAUCAAUAUUAUAAAGUUUAAGUUUAUACAAGCUUUGGACAUUGUGCACUAAUAUAUUUAUCUAAACAUACAGCCAGCUAACUUUUCAGACAUAUUAAAUCAACAUUUUAAGUAUUGCUUACAAUAUACCAUUAAGGGGUUAUCGUUAAUUCAUUUUGUUCUAAUUUGAAGAGUAAUUAUCGUUAAUCAAAAGUGUGAUUUAGACGGCCCUCUCAUUAGUCAUUAGAACAGAGAACAUCCUUUUCUGCCCGACUUUCCACGCUCUUUGUUGUUACCUGUAUUAUAAAGGUGUAAAUUAAUGUUGAACAUUCCUUACUGUCCAUGUUUGUUGUGACGUUAUACUAACUGUUCCAAUUUAGGCUGCGUUCACAUGAAAAAUCUAUUUUCUAAAUAGAUUUUUAGAAAAUAGAUUUUUCAUGUGAACGGUCCCUUAUAGUGGUUCUCAUGUGUUCUGUGACAUUGCUGUUUCUGAUCCAUUCCAUUUCUGUGUUAACAAGCACCUCCUUGUGUUAUUUCAUAGUAAUUUUACAUGUGCUUUUUUGCUAACAUAGUGACCUGUGGGCAGGAAGUUGAUGUGUACCCUCUUGCACAUGGGUUUUAUUCCUGAUAAUGAAAUUCCCUGAAUCGCCAAAUGUAAGAUAUGGCCCUUGGUUUUGAUGUACCUGUAAUUGGUUAAGCUAAGUUCUGGUGAUGAUGACGGGAUUUUCAGUAGUGGUAGAGGGCUUGAAUUUACUUGUUUUUUAUUUUUCCCAUCAUAUUUUAAACAACAACAAAUUUGCUGGAAGCAAAACUAGUUCUGUAAACUUAUGUGGUAGAUUCUACUUUGGGAUAUUAUUUUUGUCUCAUUUGGCAAAUUACCAAAGAAAAGUAGCCUUGAUAUUGAUAAUUUUGUUUUAAUUGAUGAAAAUUAGCUUGGGGGGUUGAAAAAGUGUUUUUCAUUUUAGAUCAGGUCAAUUUUUAAAGAAAGAUAAACCUGUGUCUUAUACUUAGUUGUUGUUAUUUAACUUUCUGGAUAUUUUAAGUAGAGGGUAAAGAGGUUGUUUGAUUAGUUGUAAUGGCUAUUGAACUAUUUUAUCUUAUCUUCAGUUAAUCAUUUUACAUUAAAUGUUGUUGUUAUCAUACCACAGUACCUCUUCCACUGUCAGCUUUAAUAUAUUAAUAAUUGUUAGGAAUUUAUUUACUGUAUGAGUAUUUACUUGCUAGCUAGCUCCCUAGUAAAAAAAA
Lingula anatina is the source of this 3521-nucleotide messenger RNA. RefSeq names its product tetraspanin-31. The record is from RefSeq and is a predicted model, not a curated record. Gene Ontology annotation, cellular component: membrane. Lineage: Eukaryota; Metazoa; Brachiopoda; Lingulata; Lingulida; Lingulidae.